CUUUUUUGCUAAGCUGAGAAAUGGCUGCCCCCAAGACCCAGGGGGCUGUUGCCGGACUGAAGGAAAAAGAUCGUGAGAGCUGCAGUGGAGUCGAAGGUGUAGACUGUGAAGAAAGUAAUAGUAAGGAUUGUAUCUUGGAGCCGCUUUCCCUGCCAGAAAGUCCAGGUGGCACCAUCACUUUAGACGGUUCUGCAUCUGUGCCUUGUAUUUUCUGUGAAGAGCAUUUUCCUGUUGCUGAACAAGACAAACUUUUGAAGCACAUGAUUAUUGAGCAUAAACUUGUCAUUGCUGAUGUUAAGCUGGUUGUUGAUUUCCAAAGGUACAUUUUAUAUUGGAAGAAAAGGUUCACUGAACAGCCCAUCACAGAUUUUUGUAGUGUGAUAAGAAUCAAUUCCACAGCUCCACUUGAAGAACAAGACAAUUAUUUUUUGUUGUGUGAUGUUUUGCCAGAAGAUAGAAUUCUUAGAGAAGAGCUUCAGAAGCAGAGACUGAAAGAAAUUCUGGAACAACAGCAGCAAGAACGAAAUGAUAUCAAUUUCCAUGGCAUUUGUAUGUUUUGCAAUGAGGAAUUCGUAGGAAACAGAUCUGUUCUUUUGAACCACAUGGCCAGAGAGCAUGCUUUCAAUAUUGGAUUGCCAGACAACAUUGUAAACUGCAGUGAAUUUCUUUGUAUGUUACAGAAGAAGCUUGACAAUUUGCAGUGCUUAUAUUGUGAGAAGAACUUUAGGGACAAAAAUACACUUAGAGAUCACAUGAGAAAAAAGCAGCAUCGCAGAAUCAAUCCUAAGAACAGAGAAUAUGACAGAUUUUAUGUCAUCAAUUACUUGGAACUUGGAAAAUCAUGGGAAGAAGUUCAGUUGGAAGAUGAUGGGGAGUUCCUAGACCAUCAGGAAGAUAAAUGGUCUGAUUGGGAAGAACAUCCUGUGUCUGCUGUCUGUCUAUUUUGUGAAAAUCAAGCAGAAACAAUUGAGAAAUUAUAUGUUCACAUGGAGGAUGCACAUGAAUUUAAUCUCCUCAAAAUAAAGUCAGAACUUGGAUUAAAUUUCUAUCAGCAAGUAAAACUGGUCAAUUUCAUUCGAAGACAAGUUCACCAAUGUAGAUGUUAUGGCUGCCAUGUGAAAUUCAAAUCCAAAUCAGACCUAAGGACUCACAUGGAAGAAACUAAACAUAUUUCACUACUUCCUGAAAGAAAGACAUGGGAUCAACUAGAGUAUUAUUUUCCAACCUAUGAAAAUGACACUCUCUUGUGUACACUGUCUGACAGUGAAAGUGACCUGACAGCUCAGGAACAAAAUGAAAAUGUUCCCAUUAUCAGUGAAGAUACAUCUAAACUAGAUGCUUUGAAACAAAGUAGCAUUUUGAACCAGUUGCUGCUUCAAGAGUGCUUGAAAAACUAGAAGAAACUGCUGCAGAAACAGUUUCAUGUUUUUCUUCUGUGAAACUUAUAGAAUAGUUUAAAUUUGAACACCAGCAAAAUAUUAAUUCUUGAUGAAAUGAUUUUUUGUAGUGAAUGCUGUUUUCAAAAAAUUAAGUUGAAAAAUAAAAUGAGGACUUUAUAUA
Marmota flaviventris (yellow-bellied marmot) is the source of this 1560-nucleotide messenger RNA. RefSeq names its product zinc finger protein 277 (gene Znf277). The record is from RefSeq and is a predicted model, not a curated record. NCBI's taxonomy places the organism in Eukaryota, Metazoa, Chordata, Mammalia, Rodentia, Sciuridae.